Molecule: messenger RNA, 1848 nt
Organism: Symbiodinium sp. CCMP2592
Lineage: Eukaryota; Dinophyceae; Suessiales; Symbiodiniaceae
Source: the annotation of a GenBank genome assembly
AUGUCUGGGACGCAGACCCAGAACUUCCGUUUGGGCCUGCGGGCCACCAUCAUUGCUGUGUCACAGGCAGUCAGCGCCUUGUCAGCCACGAUCACCGUCAGCACCGAGACCUGUCCACUGCUAUUGCUUCUGCCUUGCAAUUCGAGCAUGAUGGCCUCCGGGUCUAUGCCGCCGAACCCCCUAGCUGUCACUGACGCAGCAACUUGUGGACACCACUGCCUCAAAGUUCAUGCCGUUAUUCCGAAUGAGACAUGGCCGGAACAGGAAGCACCUGUCUUUGGCCUCCUAGACUGCCGGCCACUCCUACAAGGUUGGUCCCUGAUUGAGGCCCCCCAUGGCAGAGCCUCUUACUCAGACCUUGUCACAGUCCUCGACACUUUCGCACCACCAGGACUUCGCAAGUGGAUCCUGCUAGCCCGAACGCAGAGGGCCUUUUACCUGUGCAUGAAGGUCAGGUCUUUGUUGCCUCCUAUGCCCCGCUUUCUGAUGGAGAAGAGACUCCGUCCCAUGUCCUUUCUGCGCAUGUGCAGGAUACUGGUGUCGACCCUGCCGAUCCUGACAGGAUACAGAACCAAAAUGAUGUGGCCGGCCAUUCUGUUCCUCGCUCGAGUACGACUGCACCGAGGUCUCGUAGCCGAUCUCCGCCUGGAUCCCCAGCAGACUGCCACUGUGCACAGCACUUGUUGCUCUCCCCACCAAUGGCGCGAAACACCCCCGCACAUCCAUGGUGGUGCUGGUGGUGUCGCUCGGUGGGAGUACAAUGCUCCACCUGCUUUCGGACCCCAAGGCCCUACCAAUCUCCUAGAAGGCGACACAGCUGCUGCGCAAGACCCAGACAUCUGUCAUGUGCCCUUCUAUAUUGCCGUGCCGGGUUACCAGUUGAGUCAUGUCAUUGCUGACCUACCUCUUCCGGCCAUUCCGGCCGAAGCACUUGCUGCUGUGCGAGAAGUGCGGCCCCAAUCCGACCGUCGCCGCUUUCCCAUUCUGACCGCGGUACGGCCACAAACGGUACCCGGCGCAGGCAUCCUGAUUGCAGGUCCUAUGUGGGAUGAGGAAACGCCCACCAUCUGCAUUGACACAUCGGCGUUGGAUGGCCGCUACUUUGCUACCAAAACAAGAACCUAUGCCGAUCGGUAUACACUUCUCAUGCUUGCUGACCUCCCGCUCCAGACUGCAGUUGAUGUAUAUGUCGGAACGUCCGACUCCCCAUUUUCGGACGGCGGUGAGCAGCAUCUCAUGCACGGAGAGGUCAUAUCAUUUGUCAGGCAGGGAUCCCGCGUGCCACCUUGGCUUUCCUUUGGGGAGAUUCUAGGCAGUGCUAGAUUUUGGACGGUCGAGGUAUACACUCCUCCCGUUGCCAGGGACGGCAACUACUGUUUGGUUCAUGAUAGCCAAGGUAUUCUUCAUCUGCCCGGGGAUAACCCCCGCACACAAUACCGGCGCCACAUUGCUGCCUGUCUGGGUACCAACGAAAGCAGACUCAGACUCUUUCCUGCCUCGCCUGAAGUAAGCGAUGCUUUUGUUGCUGGUUGCCCAGUCCGCGCGGUCAUCGCAAUCGCCGAGCCCGGAGGAGAAUUUACUCGCUCCUCCUUCUGCGUCCUGCUAGACAGCCGGCCAAUUAGCCAUGCAUGGCAUGAGCUGCAUGUUCAUGAUGGCUUUCUUGACUGCGACAGGUGCGCUCCGCCCGGAUGGCGCGCCAUCAUCGUUGCGUACCCAGCUCUGAGCGCAGACUCAGUGUCACAGCCGGACGAGUCCUUGUUGCAGAGUUUGUCCCUGCUGGCGGAGGCCGUCGACCGCCCCCGCAAACCGUUGCUGCACCAGCAUCCUCUGCUCCCGCCUUCCACAUGA